Molecule: messenger RNA, 5043 nt
Organism: Cladocopium goreaui
Lineage: Eukaryota; Dinophyceae; Suessiales; Symbiodiniaceae
Source: the annotation of a GenBank genome assembly
AUGAAAUUUGAUCCUCGGAAUCCUCUCAGUACUCAAGGAGGGCGAGCAAAACUUGUGGAUGUUUUGUUGGAAACAUCUAUGGGUGGCAGUACUCGUAUGACACAGACUGGCCCAGAAAAUCUCCCUCGACGGUAUCUACCUCCUGGCCGUUACACUGACCUGUUUAGGUUAUACACUGCUGAAUGCAUAGCUCACAGGAGGCCAAUGUCAAGUUCUACAACUUUUUUCCGGGUUCUUCGUGAGAGUGGCUGGAGACAGGUCCUUCGAUUCAGGGGGGCUAGUACCCAUGCUGAAUGCACAACAUGUCACGAACUCAAGGCCAAAAUGAGGCGCUGUCGGGACCUACAGCAGCAUGCCAAGGCAUGUGACAAAUACAUGCGUCACUUGGCAGGAACUUUUUGCGAUCGCCAAUGCUACUGGCAGUUCAGGGAGCGCUCUGCUGUGGCAGGGGAUAUACUAUGUUGUAUAAUAGAUGGCAUGGAUAAGUCAAAGUUCCUUCUACCACGAUAUUGUUUUGCAACCACCCCCAAAGCAUUGGAGACUCGGACAAGACCAGCUUGCGAGUUGUCAGCGGUUCUGGCGCACGGUUGGGGCGUGUUUGUUUUUGUUACUGAUUCUGAGCAAUCUACUGGCACAGAUUGGGCAUGCGAAAUUCUGGUGCCCGGGGUUGCUGUGUAUUUGGAUGAUGACCGGAAAACAACUUUGAUGGAAAUAGCAUCUUACUUGGAGAAGAACUACACAGGAUAUGGGAGGGGCAUACUCUACCUUCGACAGUUGGCUGGUACUGUGGCAAAGCCCCGGGUUCCAGCUCCAUCAUUGCAGUUCUUGUUACAAGGGCCCUGUGUUGGAAGGCAACAGGGAGUCAUCCAUUUCGAUACGCCGACACCCCACGUCAUGCACACCAUGCGCGUUGAUGGUGAAGAUGGCCCCGGCCCCAGCCAAGCCACGUCUCCUCCAUCAGUGAAGCAGCGCCUUGUGAGCUUGAUGGAAGAGGUGACAGCGUCAAUGAAUAUGGGCAAGUGGCUUUGGGACCGCUAUGGUUCAGCAGAAGGCAAGUUUGAUGGAUUGGGUCGCUACCCCAGCACAUUGCAGUUCCGAGCCCAUUUCCCGUCCAUUGUGAAUUCCAAUUACCAGAGCGAAAAGGAGGCCUUGGAAGUCAAAUUCACAAAGGGCAUUGAUGAAGAGACCCUGAACAAUGAUCCGGAUGCUUGCAAAUUGAUCGCCAGUUUGAAGUACUUGAGGGCCAACUACCGCAAAUUUGAUUUACCAGAACAUUACCUCUACGAGACCUUGAGCUUGGCCAACCGAACCGCUGAGAAGGUGAAACCAUCAGCUUUGGAUAUCACUCUGCUUUUUCGGGAGGCUGUGAGGGUGAAGCGGCUUUCUACUCCCGGUGUAUCUGUUCGGGACCUUCUGAACUCUGUCGUGUCUGAAUACAACCGAAGCAUUACCACCAAGGCAUGGCAGGUGAAGCAAGGGCUUCGCAAGGCUAUCUACAACUUGCUGCAGGCACCUGAUGCCUUGAUUGGCAUCAUGAAAGCCAUGUAUGAGAACUACAAGCCUAGAGAUGCCGCUCAGCUUCAAGAGUUGAUGGAGAUGGCCUGCUUCUUCUCUUGGCUCUUUCCUAAGAUGGAGGUCUUGCUUGGCAAGGGCAAGGUUCUGGAUGGCAUACUGACUAUGUGGGAGAUGGGGGCAUUGGACAGCGAACUGCGCACUCACAUGAAAGCCAAUGAUGCGUCCUUUGACUACAAGAAGUUGAGCUUCUUGAUGGAAGCUUCAGGAGUCAUUCAAGAAGAACAUGUGUUGACUGCCCAAAGCAGUGUGGCGAAUGCGCGGAAACAAUCCCUUGCUGCCGCGUAUCAGCUGUUCCAGACCAAUCUGGAGAACGACCAGGUUCAGCAUGAAAAGUUCCUGGCCAGUGCUGAGGCGAAUGCGAGCCGCACCAAGACCAUCAUGAUCCAGUCUCUAGAGGAGGAUCCUGACAACCUCCCAACCAUUGCGGCCAAGCUUGAACCAUGGCUCCAGAGCACUUUGACUGGCUUUGGAAGUGGCAUCCGCCGCCCUGAGCGCGAAAGGCUCAUUGGUUGGGUCAACUUCGUCUCUUGUGGGGUGGUCUCUGGAAAACGUUUGAUGUUUGCCCUGGAGCAUGAGAAGGCAGAGAAUGCUGACGGUGCAAAGGAAGAGCCAGAAGAAGGAGAUGAUGAGGACCCGGAUGCAACAGAUGAGGAGGAGAAAGGUGCCACUGAUGCGGAGCGGAUCUUGAGAGACUAUCGCUACAAGUUGCAGUGUCAGCUUAUGGCUGCCGACCGAAACCUCAAGGUGAAGAAUUGCAGCGCCAUCUUCGAGGACACCACCGUGUAUGGUUCUCGGGAAGGGGCCUACCCAUGCCUUCUGGUGACAGCAGCCGACAAGAACAACAUCUACCACAAAUCACGAGCUUGGAAGCAUGCAGUUGUAAAGGGGAUCUCGAUGCUACCCAGGGGUGAAAUGCUGAAGGUUGACAAGGUUGAUAGCUUCUUUGCUGCCAACGACCGCUUCACACCAGUCCAAGAACUCAAACAGCAUUGUGCUGGAGCAAGCUUCGUCGAGAAGUUCGUGGAGAGCCUGGCACCAACGGGCAACACAGUGGUGGUUGACAUGUUUGGGUACGAUGCCUGGCCUGCCUCACAUUGCCUGCAAAGGGUGGUGCAAGGACAGCAGGUGUGCUGCGCGACGGUGUGCCACACCAAAAAGGAGGGUGAGUACGUUGCUGCAGCCAUCGCCAACAAAGUCUACAGCUUGGCCCGGGAAGGCCGUCUAUCUUUGGCUGGAUUUCCCCAGUUCAGCUCUUGCACGGAUGACCUUCAGAAACUCCAAUCCAUGGACCCACCAGCUUAUGAAGUUUGUGUAGGUCUCCCAGAUGGAACUUUGGUGGUGAAAGAGACUUUGGUUCAAUAUUGGUGUGUCACCAACCCAGACUUCGACACAAAGGAGUUGAUCACCAAACACAACGCCCGGUGGAACAAGAACAACUUGAAGCGAUGCCUUGAGGGAGAAGAUGGUGCACAGCCAGGUCAGCCUGCCAAGCGUUUGAAGGUUGACACGACGAAACCGAGUGACCACGAAGACCAGAUGGAAGACAGGAUUACUUUGUCCUGUGGGAAUUUCAAGCUCAUCUGUGAUCGCAAAGCGAAUGAAUUUGGGAUUGUGGCUGACUCUCAGGACACAGCGCUAAUCCAAGCUCUUGCAUCUACGGAACUCUUUGGCUUUGGCAGUGGGGAUUGGGUUUCAAAGGGCACAGCCCGUGAUGUCAUGAGUGACUGUGGCGACAGUGGCCGCUGGCUUCCCUUCUUAGUCAAAGAUGGUACCCAGAAAUGCAUCAUAGAGCUUGACCGCAGGGCCCCAGAUCAUGUGAAGAGCGCAGAUUUCUACAACAAGGUCACUACUUUGGCGGAUGUCAUGUCAAGUCUGCAACAGCUGGGUGAGGUCAACGUCAAGCUGUCCAUGCAUGAUUCUGGGAAGACCGAUGAUGGGGGGAUUCAAUUUACCCAGAUCGAACCGGUGUGCUUUGUGCUGGAUGCCUUGAAAGAGAAGCGUAAGAAGACCACUGGCAGCGCUACAACAUUCGGUGCCAAGCUGAGCCUUGCCAAGCUGCGCAGCUCCAAGAACUUGGAAGUUGUCUGGCGGCUGAGGCUACAAGUUGGAGCAACUGAUGGAUCCGUUUCGGGGACUACUGAGCUUGUGCCGGUGCGACCUGUGACUACUCUCGCAGCCGAUUUGGAGAUGAAGGUCUGGGCCAUUCAGCCCCGCAUGUCUUCAUCUGAUGUCGAAGAGGUGGAACCCUCCCAGAGUUUCACAGUGAGCAAGGCGUUUGAUGUGAAAGACUAUGCCAAGUACAUGAGCACCCCUGUUGCUUCCCAGAACACAGGGCAAUCCAGUUCAUCCAUUGGAGCCCCUUCAGGAUGUUCUGGCCUUCAACGUGUAGAGCUGAAGUCUUCGGAAUCCCCGUCUGGUUCUGACAAGACCCAGGAUGAGAAAGGAACGAAGAAGAAGAAGAAGGACAAAGAUGAUAAGAACAGAGCUGACAAAGAUACCAAACGUAGGAGAAAAGAAGACAAGGAGAAAGAUGAGAAGAAAGACUCCAAGAAGGACAAGAAGAAGGUCGAUGCUGAACAGGAACUAGUUUCUUUGUUUGGGCCCAAUGGACCUGAAGAUGAUGAAGAAGGAGACCCCCCAGUAGAUUCUGAUGAGCAACCUGUUCGCAAGAAACCAGCUGGAAAGAGCCGAGACAGCAAGGCAAAGCCCAGCAAGAAAGAUAAGACUGACAAGAAGACAAAGAAGAGCACCAGAAAGGGCAACAAGCGUAAUGAUGGUGAUUUCGCAGUGGAAUCCUCUGAGGAAAAUUGCCGUGAUGAUGAUGAUGAGGUUGCUGAUACCCAGAUCGACAGCCCUGAUCGCCCGACCCUUCGCCGUAUGACACCUCUGGAUGAGGACUUGCUCAAGAGCAUCGAGAUGGCAGAUGCAGCCGAGGCUCUCGCAAUGAAGCGCAAAUGCCAGGAGAAGAUGGUGGAUGCUUCCCCGGGCUACUCUAUGGGGGCCAACUCGGACGCUCCUUUGUAUGACUCCUUGAGUCCCAAUGCCCAGACCCGCUACACAGAUGGGAUCAGUGUCAUUGCUGAUGUCUAUGGGGAUGUGUUCCACAAUGGCAUCACGGGUUGCAGUGGCAAUGACUUACCUCCCGAUGGCCUUCCUUACUUUCCCACGGGUUGUCCGUCUGAUGAGGAGCUAUCCCCAAAGAGUCUUGCUACUAAGGAUGCUGUGGGCGAAAUCCAGACAAUUGAGGAUACCUACAGUCCCGCUUUCAAGUGCGAAGUCUUCCCGGAUAGGCAACUUGAGUCAUUUGAGAUGGAAAAGUCCCCAGCGUGCCCAAGGAAGGAAGGUGAGUUUGGGACCCCCGGGGCCAUGACGGUCUCUGAUGGGGAACCUGAGAUUCCGGUGCAGCCUGAGUCUGAUAAGUAUUUUGGCAGCUAUCACAAAUUUUCGGCCCCCCAAAUAUUAUUUUAA